Periophthalmus magnuspinnatus is the source of this 2084-nucleotide messenger RNA. Its product is annotated as sodium-coupled neutral amino acid transporter 3-like. Bases 297 to 1709 code for a protein of 470 amino acids. Gene Ontology annotation, molecular function: L-glutamine transmembrane transporter activity; glycine transmembrane transporter activity. The transcript has 16 exons. Lineage: Eukaryota; Metazoa; Chordata; Actinopteri; Gobiiformes; Gobiidae. The record is from RefSeq and is a predicted model, not a curated record. Gene Ontology annotation, biological process: L-glutamine transport; L-histidine transmembrane transport; serine transport.
CCCAGAGGAGCUGUUAGCCUGUGGAGGAAGUUCGGCUCUGUUUGGGAGAGGAAGAGGAGUGCUCCUGUUGGUGACAUCAGAGAAAUUUGAAGCCUUCAGUGGGACCUGCUCUACUCCCCCCUCCUCAGACCUUCUCCUGCCUGGGCUCCACACAAGGCAAAACCUCCACGUGCUGCACCCAACUCUCUCACCUCCUGUGGGUCGACUUCACACCGCUGUCCCCUGCUCGAUCCUGGAGAUUUCAGCCCCUCCCCCUUGUAAUUUCUUUCUAAAUAAACUCAUAAUUGUGAAUAAAGAUGGAACUACAGAAGUUUGUUAACGGGACCCAGCUCCAUGACCCAUCUGUAGAAGGAGGAAUGCUGCCAGAGGAAGAGAUGUUUCUGCCACACAAGUCAGACUCAUCGAAGAGAUCUCAGUUUACAGACUUUGAGGGAAAGACCUCAUUCGGCAUGUCCGUGUUCAACCUGAGUAACGCCAUCAUGGGCAGUGGCAUCCUGGGUCUGUCCUACGCCAUGUCCAACACCGGAAUCAUCCUCUUCCUAAUCCUGCUGACAUGCAUCGCCGGACUGUCCUGUUACUCUGUGCACCUGCUGCUGAAGAGUGCGGGGGUGGUGGGGAUCCGAGCAUACGAGCAGCUAGGCCUACGAGCGUUUGGGCAUACGGGUAAAAUCCUGGCAGCGGUCAUCAUAACACUACACAACAUCGGAGCCAUGUCCAGUUAUCUGUUCAUCGUCAAGUACGAGCUGCCUCUGGUGAUUCAGGCCUUCUUGGGACAUACCUCCAGCACAGAUGACUGGUUCAUGAACGGAAACUACCUCAUCAUCAUCGUCACUGUGUGCAUUAUCCUGCCUCUGGCCCUGAUGAAGCACCUGGGAUACCUGGGCUACACCAGCGGCUUCUCUCUGUCAUGUAUGGUCUUUUUCCUCUCUGCUGUCAUCUACAAAAAGUUCAACAUCCCCUGUCCUCUGGAUGUGUUUGGUAACCACUCUGCCAGCACUGUGGCCCCAGAGGACGUGUGCACAGCCAAACUCUUCACCAUCAACUCACAGACGGCCUACACUGUUCCGAUCCUGGCCUUUGCCUUUGUGUGUCACCCCGAGGUGCUGCCCAUCUACACCGAACUGAAAAAUCCGACCAAGAGAAGAAUGCAGAAUAUUGGCAAUGUGUCCAUUUUGGGAAUGUUCACCAUGUACUUCUUCACAGCCAUAUUUGGAUACCUGACGUAUUAUGGGAACACGGAGCCAGAGCUGCUGCACACCUACAGCCUGGUGGACCCUCUGGACACUCUGAUCCUGUGUGUGAGGCUGGCGGUGCUGGUGGCUGUCACCCUCACUGUGCCCGUGGUGCUCUUCCCGAUCCGGCGUGCUCUCCUGCAGUUGCUCUUCCCUGAAAAGCCCUUUCACUGGUGCCGACACAUUUGCAUCGCUGUGUGCCUGCUCUUCGCCGUCAACCUGCUUGUCAUCUUUGUCCCCAACAUCCGGGACAUCUUCGGCAUCACUGGAGCCACCACAGCGCCCAGCCUGAUUUUCAUCCUCCCUGGUCUCUUCUACAUCCGCAUCAUCCCCACAGAGCAGGAGGCCCUGACCUCCAGACCCAAGAUCCUGGCUGCCUGCUUCUCGGCUCUGGGCUUCGUCUUGAUGACCAUGAGCCUGACCUUCAUUGGCAUAGAUUGGACGAGCGGAGAGGGGCGAAGUCUGGGUGGACAUUAGCGUGGGUCCAGUGUUAGUAGCGGCCCGGCCCUGCCUCCCUCUGGGUCCUGGGUGCGGGAGAGGCUGCAGGACUACUCCACAUGGCUCUGCAGGAGUCUGGACUGUGGGCAGUGGACUUGGCUCCUCAAGCCCUUAGGUUGAACCCCCAUGUGUGGUGAUCAUGGCCCCCAUGCCGUGAGAGGACUCUGAUGAUGUUAUUGUAAAGACGUGCAGCAGGUAAAGCUAAUUUGACACAUGUGAAUCAGCAGUGAUCAGGGGAGUCUGUGCAGCUUUAGACACCACUGACUGUGGCUCAAGGUUCUGUGGGUGAAGAGAAUAAUUAACUGUGCCAUGAAAAUGUGCUUUUUCAUGCUAAAUAAACAAUUCCAACAUUUG